AAGCAUUGCAGCCAAGUGUAGCAAAACCUUAUGUAUCAACUGAGAAAGACCUUGACUUACACCAAUUGCUUGAAGAAGAGAUUGAUGGACCUUGUUGGAUUAAGGUGUUAGAACGGUCUAAUACCAACAUAAGGUUCAAAGGUCAUCUUAGAAACUCUAAGAACGGUCACUUGAUGUACAGAACCAUAAAUGUACACGAGGAUAUUACACCCGAAGUCCUCAAGGAUUUCUAUUGGGAUGAUGCGUUCAGUUACCCGAUCCAAAGCUGGGAUUUUUUUCAAUCAACACAAAUAAGCUUUGGAAAUUCUUAACGAUAUUGGACUCCUA
Cuscuta epithymum is the source of this 327-nucleotide messenger RNA. The record is from the annotation of a GenBank genome assembly. Lineage: Eukaryota; Viridiplantae; Streptophyta; Magnoliopsida; Solanales; Convolvulaceae.